AAAAACUCGAGAACCACAAAUGGCCAACCAAUUAGUAUGCAUGUGAUGAAAGCCUGGGAACUUGGUUAUACUGGAAAAGGUGUCGUCGUGACAAUUCUGGAUGAUGGCUUACAGCACAAUCAUACAGAUAUUGUUAUCAAUUAUGAUCCUCAAGCUUCAUAUGAUCUAAAUGACAAUGAUCCUGAUCCAAUGCCUAAAUUUAACAAGCUGAACAGACAUGGUACUCGUUGCGCUGGUGAAAUUGCAAUGGCUCCGAAUAAUUCAUUUUGUGGUGUCGGUAUAGCAUAUAAUGCUAAAAUAGGAGGCGUACGAAUGUUAGGUGGUAAAGUUACAGAUAGGAUUGAAGCGGAAGCUUUGAUUUACAAUAUCAAUCAUAUCGAUAUCUUUUCCGCUAGUUGGGGACCAUUGGAUGAUGGAAAAACGGUUGAAGGUCCUGGACGAUUAACACAAAAAGCCAUUCUAAAAGGCAUUCAGCAAGGUCGUCGUGGCAAAGGUGUCAUUUAUGUUUGGGCAUCGGGUAAUGGUGGUACGCAAGGUGAUGAUUGCAGUUGCGAUGGUUACAUGGAUAGUAUUUAUACGUUAUCAGUAUCAAGUGUAACUAAAGAUGGUACUUCACCAUGGUAUGCUGAAAAGUGUGCCGCUACAUUGACGUCUACAUUUUCGAAUGGCCAUCAUGAAAAGCAAAUGAUUACAACAACCGAUAUAGAAAAUAAAUGUACAAGAACUUUUGCCGGAACUUCAGCAUCAGCUCCAAUGGCAGCAGCAAUUAUCGCUCUUGGUUUGGAUGCAAAUCCAUCAUUAACAUGGCGUGAUGUACAGCAUAUCGUUGUUUGGACCUCAAAUCCUGUACCAUUGCUGAAUGUUAAUGAAGGUUGGAAUAAAAAUGCUCGAGGAUUACUUGUAAAUUCACGUUUCGGAUUUGGAUUAAUGGAUGCGAGCGCAUUUGUUAUGGUAGCAAAAACUUGGACAAAUGUACCGGAGCAACACACUUGUACCACUAUUUUUCCAACUUUUUCAAAACGCGAAAUAAAUUAUAAAGGCGUAACGGUAAUCAAAUUUCAAACGAACGGUUGUGAGGGACAAAAAAAUGAAAUAAAUUUUCUGGAACAUAUACAAUUGGUGUUAGAUAUACAUUAUCCAAUACGUGGGCAUCUUUCAAUAUCGAUCAUUUCUCCAAAAGGUACCAGAACUCAACUUCUUUCGGUUCGUCGUAGAGAUAAAUCACCAGCUGGCUUUCAACAAUGGCCGUUUAUGUCAGUACAUACUUGGGGCGAGAGUCCACGCGGAAUUUGGCAAUUGAAUAUCGCGGAUCAGAGUAUGACGAAUAAAGCGAUGACAGGUGCUGUCAGUAAUAUAACGCUUAUAAUUUAUGGUACUAAAGAUGAACCGAAACAUUACAAAGAAAUGAAACGUUACAAUCAAAAAAAUAAAACAAUUUUUGAAAAACAAUUAUUGAAUCCUAAUUAA
Molecule: messenger RNA, 1467 nt
Organism: Cercopithifilaria johnstoni
Lineage: Eukaryota; Metazoa; Nematoda; Chromadorea; Rhabditida; Onchocercidae
Source: the annotation of a GenBank genome assembly